AUGGCUUUCUUGAUAGAUAACGGGAUUUUAGGUAUCUCCAGCAGCCACGGAGCUCCUCUUGUGUUGCAUUUAUGGAUCAUACACGAGCAAAUGUCUCUGAUAUCGCUACAUGACUUGCCCGAGUUUGAGAACAAGGCUACGAGGAUCCAAAGGCGGUUGCUUGAAGGGGCCAACAAACUAAGGAGAGGGGAGAAAGAUGACAUGGAAGGCGUUGAGGAAGACAUCAACAAAUUAGAACUGAUGGUUAAGUACAAGGAUGAGUUUAACAUAGUCGAUGAUCGACGUCGGCUCGUAGUUGAUAAACUAAGGGACGGGCUAGAAAAUAUUCGAAAUGUAGAGACACGGAUUGAGGCGAGCAAUGUGACGGGGGAGGAACGAGGAGGAGACAGCGGAGAACAACCAGAACAAGAACAGGGACUAGGACAAGGACAAGAACAGCAACAGCAACAGCAACAGCAGCAACAGCAGCAACAGCAGCAUGAGUUUGUUGUGUAUCACGAGCCUGUGAAUGCCGAGGAGAUUGAGCGGCAACACUAUGAAGCUGUGCAAAGAGAGGUUGAAAUCAACAAGAUUGUCAAUUCGGUUGGGGAGUUGAACCAGAUAUUCCAUGAUUUGGACACACUGGUCAAUAAUCAAGGCGAGCUUAUUGACAAUAUUGAGAGCAACAUCUACAGUGCGUUGGAUAACAGUAGAAAUGCGGCGAGAGAGUUAUACAAGGCAGACCGAUGGGAUCGCAAGAGGCGGAGAUGCAGUUAUUUAGUGGCGAUAGUUGGUGUGUUCUUUCUGUUGAUAGUUAUGGUAAUACUGGUAUGA
Messenger RNA from Pichia kudriavzevii, 813 nucleotides. RefSeq lists its product as uncharacterized. Gene Ontology annotation, biological process: vesicle fusion; vesicle-mediated transport; intracellular protein transport. Lineage: Eukaryota; Fungi; Ascomycota; Pichiomycetes; Pichiales; Pichiaceae. Bases 1 to 813 code for a protein of 270 amino acids. Gene Ontology annotation, molecular function: SNAP receptor activity; SNARE binding. The record is from RefSeq and is a predicted model, not a curated record. The transcript has a single exon. Gene Ontology annotation, cellular component: membrane; SNARE complex; endomembrane system.